Mugil cephalus (flathead mullet) is the source of this 1992-nucleotide messenger RNA. RefSeq names its product teleost multiple tissue opsin 3a (gene tmtops3a). Gene Ontology annotation, biological process: G protein-coupled receptor signaling pathway; visual perception. The record is from RefSeq and is a predicted model, not a curated record. Gene Ontology annotation, molecular function: G protein-coupled receptor activity. NCBI's taxonomy places the organism in Eukaryota, Metazoa, Chordata, Actinopteri, Mugiliformes, Mugilidae. Gene Ontology annotation, cellular component: membrane; photoreceptor outer segment. The transcript has 4 exons. Bases 476 to 1657 code for a protein of 393 amino acids.
UGGAACGGCGGGAGUCAUUUCCCCCUGUGUGGCUGUAAAAUUAGAAUUCCAUUUCGGACAAUCGCUUUAUCCAGCCUAUAUCAGCCAUGAAAAGUCAUAAAACCCAACGGAACCCGACGCGACGCGGCCGGAUUUGAAUCAGCACGACCGGUGAAAGGCAUUGCGCUUGCGGCUAACAAACUAAAUUUAGGAGAUUUACUCGUUUUACGCACAGCCAUUGUGUUCGAACGGGUCAUUGUAAUAACUUCUAGAUUCUGAGGACGAAAGAGGAAAUCGCCAGCGAGUGGGGUGGGGAUAUUCGCAUACGCUACAGGAGAGCAGGUAUAAAGAAGUUCACAGGGCACUCAACUCACUUCACACUCUAAUAAAUGUGUUGCACCGGCCCUGUCAGCGUGUAGAGCCGCUGUGCCGGGGAUGAGCAAGACUUUGCGCUGCUCGCUGUGUGUGUCCAGCUCCUCUCUGCCGUCUCACUGCUAUGGUCGUCCACAUACGCGGAUGCAAUUUCAGCACCACCGACAGCUCCCUCCCCAGCUCCAGCUCCAGCUUCAGCUUCAGCACCGACGCCACAUCGCGGGACUCCACGGCGCCUCAGAACCCAGGUGGGCUGAGCCGAACCGGCCACACGGUGGUGGCAGUAUGUCUCGGCUUCAUCCUCGUGGCGGGAAUCCUCAGCAACCUUCUCACUCUGCUCAUAUUCGCAAAGUUUCGCUGCCUCUGGACGCCCAUCAACCUCAUCCUGUUGAACAUCAGCCUGAGCGACAUCCUUGUGUGCGUUUUCGGCACACCGUUCAGUUUCGCUGCGAGCCUGCACGGGAGAUGGCUCAUUGGAGAGUACGGCUGUAAGUGGUACGGGUUCGCCAAUUCCCUCUUUGGGAUUGUGUCUCUGGUGUCCCUGUCCAUUCUCUCCUACGAGCGCUACACCACGGUGCUGCAUUCCUCCCAGGUGGACAUCUCGGACUUCAGGAAGGCCUGGCUGUGUAUCGGAGGCUCCUGGCUCUACUCUCUCCUCUGGACGAUGCCGCCUUUGCUGGGUUGGAGCAGCUACGGGCCAGAGGGUCCCGGCACAACUUGUUCGGUCCAGUGGCACGUCCGUUCACUUUCCAGCGUGUCAUAUGUGUUGUGCCUGUUCAUCUUUUGUCUAGUGCUGCCUCUUCUGCUCAUGGUCUAUUCCUACGGCCGGAUCCUGAUUGCCAUUAAGAGGGUGGGUAAGAUCAAUCUGCUGUCAGCUCAACGCAGAGAGCAGCACAUUUUGUUGAUGGUGUUGUCCAUGGUGUCCUGCUACAUGCUCUGCUGGAUGCCCUAUGGUAUCAUGGCACUGAUGGUCACCUUCGGAAGAUCAGGACUGGUCACUCCCAUAGCAAGUGUGGUGCCCUCCAUCCUGGCCAAGUUCAGCACUGUUGUCAACCCCAUCAUCUACGUGUUCUUCAACAACCAGUUUUAUAGUUGCUUCGUGGCCUUCAUGAAGUGCACCGAGAAACCCCUGUCCAUUCAAACAGUGGAGCACCCAACUCAGAGGACACAGCUGUCGGGUUUCUUCCACGGCCACAGACAGACUUCACUCAGCACUUCACAACCUCAGGUCAGAAGCCCGAGGAAAGAGGCCCCCUGCAGCCGGCACAGUGACCCCCACACCGUUUUUGUCCACUACACUCCAUAAAACUUUUUUUUCGGAUUUCUCAACCUCCUAACUGUAAAUUUUUUUCAUUGUCCAGAAUCCAAAGUGCAACUAAAACACAAUGCUGUUAAUUUCACAGUAAAGAUAAAGUCCAGUUCUUUGAAUGUAUAGCAAACACGGUGCUAUGUGGGCCAACAUUUGCUUUCAUUUUUGUUUAAUUUGGUCAUGUGCUGACCUCCCAUAUAUGCAACUGUCUGUGUAUACAGUGUAUUUUGAGGAAAGGCUGUCAGAACACAAGUUGAAGCUGACGAGAGAUCUGGAAAGAAAGUCAAAACCAAUGAUUGUCAUGCCUUACAUUAAAUAAAACCCUGCCCGAA